Carcharodon carcharias (great white shark) is the source of this 897-nucleotide messenger RNA. RefSeq names its product phosphatidylinositol 4-kinase type 2-beta-like. Gene Ontology annotation, cellular component: lysosomal membrane; endosome; plasma membrane. The record is from RefSeq and is a predicted model, not a curated record. NCBI's taxonomy places the organism in Eukaryota, Metazoa, Chordata, Chondrichthyes, Lamniformes, Lamnidae. Gene Ontology annotation, molecular function: 1-phosphatidylinositol 4-kinase activity. The annotation marks the transcript as partial. Gene Ontology annotation, biological process: Golgi organization; endosome organization; phosphatidylinositol phosphate biosynthetic process. The transcript is spliced from 7 exons.
CUUGCUCUCAUGCCCAAAACAUAGGUAGUUUGGCUUGCAAGUGAAACAUUCAACUAUAGUGCAAUAGAUCGUGCAAAAUCCAGAGGAAAGAAAUACGCUCUUGAAAAAGUGCCAAAGCUUGGUCGCAGGUUCCAUAGGAUUGGACUGCCGCCAAAGACCUCAGCCUGUAUCCUAUUUCUAUGGGUUGGCUCCUUUCAACUGUUUGUAGCAAGUUACAAGGAAGCAGAUUAUUGGCUUCGAAAAUUUGAAACCGACUCUUUGCCAGAAAACACUCGCAAGCAAUUUCAGUCUCACUUUGAGAAAUUGGUGAUCUUAGAUUACAUCAUUAGGAAUACAAAUAGAGGAAAUGAUAACUGGCUAAUGAAAUAUGAAAAGCCAGAAGCCAGAAAAGAGCCUUCUGAUGAGGACUCUGAAUGGACACAUUGCAAAGAACCUGUCAUUAAAAUUGCAGCAAUCAACAAUGGAUUAGCUUUUCCAUUUAAAUAUCCUGAUGAGUGGAGAGCCUAUCCAUUUCACUGGGCUUGGCUUCAUCAGGCAAAAAUUCCUUUUUCGGAAGAGACAAGAGACUUUGUUCUUCCCCGAAUUUCAGAUAUGAAUUUUGUUCAGGAUCUUUGUGAGGAUCUAUAUGAACUCUUUAAGGUUUGUUUUCUAAUGGACUUUCAAAUGAUUGUACAUAGGAAAUUGAGCUUUCCAGGGAAAAUUUUGAACCUUACCCAGGCACUUAAAGAUGGGAAAAGCCCCAUUCAACUGGUCCAGAUGCCUCGCGUGGUUGUGGAAAGAAGUAGUAGUUCGGGAAGCCAAGGCAGGAUAGUGCACCUGAGCAAUGCCUUCACCCAGACAUUUCAUUGCAGAAAACCCUUCUUUUCAUCUUAGUAGUGAAUGUUUAAAGAAACUAAU